UCAAUUUAUACAGUAAAACGCGCGUAUAAACCUGUUUUAUAGUUAUGUAUUUAACUGUUCAUGUGUUAUCGUAUUCCCGUUUUUAUUCUCUGUAAACAUCGCGCUGGAACAACAUAUACUGUUCUAAAGAAAAAGUCACCAGUGUACAGUUAUCUUUAGAUACUUCUUGAUUCGGUUUUUAUCUUUGCCUAUAUAAGAGAUGAUAGUGUGUGUUCUUUAAGACGAUACGAAAUGUUGUUACGCACUGUGUUGGUAGGAGUUUUGUGUGUUUGUGUGGGUGUAAGCACGAAAGAUCGGUCAUGCUACUGGAGGGCAGAAUGCCAGGAAACGUUAUUUGCGACGAGGACUCCCUAUGAUGCUGUACGAGGGGAUAUACGGGACUGGCCCUUACUUGCGGGUUGUGAAGCAAUCAGCAUGUGGGCACUAGUUCGUCAUGGCAACCGGAACCCUGGUGAUAAAGAGACUAUCAACAUGCGAGAACUGCAGGCUCGGAUUAAGGAUGAAAUCAUCGAGCACUUUGAUUACGAGAUGGGAUCCAGCCAAUUAUGUGCACAGGAUAUAGAAAACUUUCGCAAAUGGAAGUGGAACGCAACAAUGGAGACAUCACAGAAGUAUCUCACUGGAAUAGGAUAUGAGGAGAUAUACCAGCUGGGUUCUCGGAUACUGCAGAAGUACCCACAACUUUUGGAUUUCCCAAAUUUUUCCCAAUUUGAUGUGUACGUGCGACCCACAUAUAAACAGCGAACUGUCACCAGUGCCAUGGCUUUUCUUCAGGCCUUCAAUGAGGGCAAAGAAUUAAACCUGACGGCUGACGUGCCUAGAGAACAGGAUGACGUAUUAAGACCUUACGACAACUGUCCGCAAUAUAAAGACGAAGUGAAAAAUGGACAGCUCCUCAGCGACCAGCUUGAAGCCUUCUUCAAAACAACUGAGUAUUUGCAAGUACAGAAAAGUGUCACAGAACGUUUGGCACUAUCACAGACGUUAUCUGUAGAAGAAAUUUUUACAUUAUACGAACUCUGCCGUUUCUAUCGUACAUGGUCUCCAGACCUUAAGAGCCCUUGGUGCGCUGCCUUUUCCUCUAGUGAUCUGCUAGUUCUGGAAUAUAGAGAUGACGUUCGUCACUACUACAAGAACGCCUAUGGCUUUCCGAUCAACGCAAAACUUGGUUAUCCAGUACUGAAGAAUCUAUACGAAAGUUUAGAAUUGGCCAAACGAGGAGAGGGCAAAAGCAUAGUAGCAUACUUUGCCCAUGAUACUCUCCUGGGUAUGGUCUACAGUGCCCUCGGACUAUAUAAAGAUGGCGAAACUAUUACAGCGCAACAUAGAAACCCUUACAGGACUUGGAGGACCUCUCACCUCGCUCCAUUUUCCGCUAAUAUUAUGGCUUACUUAAAUAGAUGUAACGAUGGCUCCUACAAGGUACAAAUAUUUAACAACGAGAAGCCGACAAUCCUAUGUCCUCUUGAAGGUUGCACCUGGGACCAGUUUGCCUCCAUCUUCCAAGCCUUCACUGACGCCAAUCUAGACUUUUGCAAACUAAAAGAAUUAGGAAUUCCGAAUGUCCCUGGAAGUGCUGCGGAAUUUACGUCGCUAACUGGUUUACUUUUUCUGACGCUCUCCAUCAUCAUCCUUCGAAUAUGAUAAUGGUUUCCAAAUAUAUAAUUAGUGAAAUUUUUGUAUAUUUUAUACUUUUUAUUACAAAAAUGUGUAUGUAUGGCGUGUUUAGUAUGGUAACUUUAAGAUUUACUAUAUUAAUUUAAUAAUAUAAAAUUCUUGUGUUCAA
This is a messenger RNA of Pieris napi, 1786 nucleotides long. RefSeq names its product multiple inositol polyphosphate phosphatase 1-like. Lineage: Eukaryota; Metazoa; Arthropoda; Insecta; Lepidoptera; Pieridae. The record is from RefSeq and is a predicted model, not a curated record. Bases 232 to 1644 code for a protein of 470 amino acids. Gene Ontology annotation, molecular function: inositol phosphate phosphatase activity; acid phosphatase activity. The transcript has 7 exons.